Messenger RNA from Nanorana parkeri, 732 nucleotides. RefSeq names its product zymogen granule protein 16 (gene ZG16). The record is from RefSeq and is a predicted model, not a curated record. Bases 1 to 732 code for a protein of 243 amino acids. Lineage: Eukaryota; Metazoa; Chordata; Amphibia; Anura; Dicroglossidae. The transcript has 4 exons.
AUGGGCAACACUGGGGUCAUACAGGAUCUUAUCGUGGGCAACACUGGGGUCAUAGAGGUUCUUGUAAAGGACAUAAUUGAGGUCAUAGAGGCUCUUGUAUUGAACAUCACUGGAGCCAUAGAGGUUCUUGUGAUCGGCAUCACUAGCAUUGUAAAGGUUCUUGCAAUGGACUUUACUGGAGUCUUAGAGUUUCUUGUGACAACUGCUAAAUCCAGGAUGCUGACUCUCCUGUGUGCGUGCUUCCUGCUGGGCUCCACAGCGGCAUCUAGUGUUCAGUCGCGGCUCUCUUCCUACGCUGGGGAGUACGGAGCAGGUGGAGGAACGGCUUUCUCCUUCUCCAAUGAGCAACUGAACGGGCCAAUAUCAGGCUUACGCAUCAGGGAGAAUCCCAGCCAUGUGAUUGGGAUCCAGAUCCAGUAUGGUGGCACCUGGGGGCCUUAUUAUGGAAACCCCUCUGGUACCCUCUUCGAGGUCUUGCUGCACCGUGGUGAGAAUAUCACUCAGGUGUCGGGGAAAGUCGCCUCUUAUGUGAAUGAGCUGGUCUUCGUGACAAGUCGCGGGAGGAUAUUCAAAUUCGGGCAACCAUCAGGCAACAGCUUCAAUGAUUUUCCACUGUUUGAGGGCACCUCAUUGCGCUACAUUAGCGGGAGAUACUCCUCCGUCCUGCACAGCAUCGGCUUCCACUGGGGCGUCCAACCCAGCUGCUACUACUGCAAACAGGGAUCCAAGUGA